CGCUCGAGUCGUCACGUCUGUCGUCUUGAGAUCCAUUUCGAAGAUUUUGAAGUCGGCGUCGAAGACAUGGACCACAAGUACUGUUCCAAUGGUUUCGUAGAGAUUGAAGGCAUUAAAUAUUGCGGCCGAAGGAAAGGCGAGCGAAUUGUUGUCGACUUCGGGACUGAAAAACAGGAAAUUAACAUAAGAUUUCAUACGGAAUCCGCUGUCCGUUACGGCGGUUUUAAGAUACAGGCGCGACAACUGGACAACAAUUGCGAUCAUCAUAACUCUAUUCCACACGAAUUCAGUCCCGGAUCCACUGAAUCGUGCAGUAAAAUGCAUUUCAGUGAAAAAUCGUUGCAAAUUCUGAGCCCACACUACGAUAGCGGCAGUUAUCAGCCAUUCCUGGACUGCGAGUACACCGUCCGGAAGUCCACUUCCAAUAUCUGUGCCCUCGAAGUGAAGUUCGAUGCGUUCGCUUUGGAGGAAUCGAAGGCCUGUUAUAAGGAUUACUUGCAAAUCGGAGAAAUGAGACUCUGCGGCAAAUUGCCGUUUGCGGCCACACGCACAUAUGAAUUCAAAAGUGACGAAAUUGCCAUUAAAUUUCACACCGAUGCCAAUGGAAGUGACGCUGGAUUUGUGAUUAUGGUCAAACAGAUUCAGUGUUAAAUUAAUUUAUACAUUCAUUUAUAAUAUAUUUUAAAAAAGUAAAAAUAAAAUAAUAGUUUUCCAAAUUGUUAGGACAGUAACUUAUUGCCAAUUUUGUACAUUUGCAUUGCAACUGCAAAUCAUUCCCUUAUUAUAUACAC
Messenger RNA from Medioppia subpectinata, 791 nucleotides. The record is from the annotation of a GenBank genome assembly. Lineage: Eukaryota; Metazoa; Arthropoda; Arachnida; Sarcoptiformes; Oppiidae.